Messenger RNA from Halichondria panicea, 3361 nucleotides. RefSeq lists its product as uncharacterized. Bases 3 to 3215 code for a protein of 1070 amino acids. The transcript has a single exon. The record is from RefSeq and is a predicted model, not a curated record. NCBI's taxonomy places the organism in Eukaryota, Metazoa, Porifera, Demospongiae, Suberitida, Halichondriidae.
GUAUGCUAGCAAACAACGGUGCUAAUAACAGUGGUGGAGCGAUUUAUGUUUCUUUAAGCAGUGUGGUGUCCAUCACCAACAGCGUGCUGACAAACAAUAGUGCUGACAUUGGUGGAACAAUUUAUAUUUCCUCAAGCAGUGCGUCAAUCUCCAAUAGUACACUGACAAACAACAGAGCUGGCUCUGGUGGAGCGAUUGGUGUUUACUCAAGUAAUGUGUCCUUCUCCGACAGCAUGUUGACAAAUAACAGUGCUGACCAUGGUGGAGCGAUUGAUAUUUUCAAUAGUCGAGUCAAGUUUAACGGACCUACAAGACUCAGUAACAAUCGUGGUGGUGUGUUGGGUGGAGCCAUUAAAGCAGUCCAGAGUGAAAUGUACAUUAACACAGAAAGAACAAUCAUAACCAACAACACAGCUACCUCUGGAGGAGGGAUAUUUCUAGGAGAGAGUACACUCUUUAUAACCAAGCCAAUAGAGAUCUAUCACAACACAGCACACCAGGAUGGUGGAGGAAUUUAUGCAUAUUCCAGUAGAGUUGAAUUCCGAUCAAAUAAACAAAGUGAGAUUGUUUACAAUAUUGCAGAGAAUAAUGGUGGAGGUAUUUAUGCAGCAGCUACAACCAUUAAACUAACUCAAUCAUAUGUCAACAUUGACUCAAACACAGCUAAAGCUAAAGGAGGUGGAGUGUACCUACAGCAAAGUUCAAAACUAUACCUGUUUAAAGAAGUCUUCGAAUAUCUGGCUAAUAAUUCUAACUAUCAAUUAUUGUAUGUGAAGUUAAUGAUUAACAACAACUCGGCACAGCAUGGAGGGGGGAUAUUCGUAGCGGAUGACACUGAGAGUGGUACCUGCAGAGGAGAGGGCACAGAAUCCAGACAAACCAUUUUUGUUGAUUGUUUUAUUCAAACUAUUAACCUGUAUGGGAGAGGCAAUAAUCCAAACUAUUUCAACACAUUCAUGACUAACAACACAGCUACCCAGUCAGGAGCAGACAUCUACGGAGGUCUAUUGGACAGGUGUACAGUAAGUAAACUUGCUGAAUAUCACAUUUCUUCAAAUGGAUCUGGAUUGAAUUACAUAAAUAAUACCGUAAAAUCCCCCAGCGAGUUAUCAAUUUCUUCGAGACCUGUUAAAGUAAUUUUUUGUAAUAAUGGCAGUAUUUCUACUAGAAAGGGACACUUGUUUAAAAUCAGCAUUAUGGCUGUUGACCAAGUUGGAAAUCCAAUGAAUGCCACAAUUCGCAGUUCUGUUGUCAGUGAGAGUGGAUUUGAUCGUCUCAACGAAGGACAAGAAAAACAAACAGUUGGCGAUCAGUGCACAGAAUUAGAGUACAAUGUAUUCUCACAAGACAACUCUGCUCAAGUGGAACUGUAUGCUGAAGGUCCAUGCAUUAAUUUGGGAAUUUCAAGACAACUUAUCAAUAUUUCUUUUCUGCCCUGCACAUGCCCAAUUGGACUCAAACCAACUCGAUCCGAUACUGAAUGCAAGUGUGACUGUGAUCCAUUCUUGCAACAAGGAUAUCCGAUAACAAACUGUUCUGAGAAAAAUGGUACCAUAACGCUUGAAAGUAAUACCAACAUAUGGAUAGAAUUCAUAAAUACCACCAAUGGAACGUAUGUUAUUAGUAACUGUACAUUUGACUAUUGCGUAGGAAAACCAGUCAACAUCAGUCUAAGCAACCCUGACGAACAGUGUGCCUACAAUCGAACUGGGGUCUUGUGUGGAGAAUGUAAACCAGGACUAAGUCUUGUGUUGGCCACGUCAAACUGUAUAGAAUGCUCUGAUCUUUACCUUCUUCUACUAAUUCCAUUUGCGCUGGCUGGCAUAUUGCUAGUUGCUUUAAUUCUCGUGCUCAACAUCACUAUAGCAACUGGAAAUAUUCAUGGCCUCAUUUUCUACGCCAACAUAGUAGCUGCUAAUACAGCAAUUUUCUUUCCUAAUUUAAACAACUUUUUAACAGUUUUUGUAUCAUGGGUGAAUCUUGACAUGGGAAUCGAAACAUGCUUUUACAAUGGAAUGAACUCUCAAGCAAAAGUACUCCUUCAACUUGUCUUCCCAGCUUACGUGUUUCUUCUAAUGUUUCUUGUAAUCAUUUUGAGCAAGUACUUUAACUCAUUUGCAAAGCUCCUCUCCAACAGGAAUCCUGUUGCUGCCCUAGGCACACUUGUCCUACUCUCUUAUUCCAAAUUCUUGCGUUUUAUCAUUGCUGCACUACAACACAGGGUCUUAGAGUAUCCUGAUGAUACAAAUGAAAUAGUUUGGCUGUACAAUGGCAAUGUGAAAUACUUCACUAUCAAUCACAUCCCUCGGUUUGUUGCAGCCGCCAUAAUUCUCAUUGCCGGUGGAUUGUUCACUGUAUUGCUCGUUUUUGGACAAUGGUUUCCUCGCUGUUCAAAGGUUUUUAAAUGGACUGAGAACACAAAAUACAUUGGCUUCAUGGAUGCAUACCAUGCUCCAUUCACUCCCAAGCAUCGCUAUUGGGUGGGACUGCUCCUCUUUGCUCUGAUUACUCAUAAUCUAGUAGUUGCCAUGGCUCCAGACACGUCUCUCCCUAUUCUAUCAUCUGGGGUCCUAUCAGUUGGACUGAUUGGAUGGAAACUACUGAAUAAUCGUUCUUAUAAAAAUAAGUUCUGUGGUUCCCUUGAAACUCUCUAUCUACUCAAUGUUGCUAUUUUUGCAUUUGGCACCUUCUAUGUCAAAGAUACAAAGAAAGAUCAGUCAGUACUAGCCGAUACUUCGAUGGCUAUAUCAUUCAUUCUGUUUGUGACAACACUUUGCUACCAUUUUUACCAAUCCGUGCUCAAGAAGCUCAGUAUGUGGCUGAAGAUAGAGGACAACAUAAGGAACUUAAGAUCUGGAGUUGCAGACAUGAGACUCCAACGAGCUAAUAAUAGCCGGGAAAAGUAUCAGCAAGUAAACGAUGACGAUCAAUUUCUUGAAGUAGUCGACGACUAUGAACAAAGACACCCCGUGGACCCACCUUACACUGAUAGAACCGUGGAGGAAGCUGACCCUAAUCGUUACAUCACUCCUCCCAUCAUCAGAUCAGCCAUGAGGUCUGACCAGCUGAGACUAUCCUACUUGGAUGAACUAACCCCCCUACUAACUAGCCCCCCCACAGAGGACUACAGAUCAGCCCCUCCCCCUACGAGUGUCAACCGUGAUCCCAUUGUUACACACACAGAAAUUUCCUCCAUAAAUAAUGAUGAAGUAUGAACUGUCUUAUUUAGCUAACUUAAAGUUACCCCUAAACUUUCGUAGGCAAUGUAUUCUAUAGUUAUAUAACUGCUGUUCGCAAUUUGAUUGUUUUGUGUUAAUAAAUAUAUUAGAGAUAGACAUUUUUUUUGCUAUAAUUAAUUAUA